Cryptomeria japonica (Japanese cedar) is the source of this 1967-nucleotide messenger RNA. Its product is annotated as oligouridylate-binding protein 1. Gene Ontology annotation, molecular function: mRNA binding. NCBI's taxonomy places the organism in Eukaryota, Viridiplantae, Streptophyta, Pinopsida, Cupressales, Cupressaceae. The transcript is spliced from 11 exons. The coding region runs from base 315 to 1757 and encodes 480 amino acids. The record is from RefSeq and is a predicted model, not a curated record.
AACGAAGUCGGUCUGUGGGGUUUCAUCCCACUCAGCGGACGCCAGCAACUUAUAUUUAAAAAUUUAACUCUUUCAGGAGUCCACAUACAAUCAACCAAACAUUUUUAAAUUCUUUUUUAUUCGCAGGAAUUAUUUGUUCUUUCAUUCACCUGAUAUUUCUUAAAAAAAAGGACAAAAUUCGUUCAUUCGAUCGAUCGAUAAGCUAGCUCGUUCGCUUUGCAUCGCGUAAAUUUUUAUUUCCGCUGCACUGCACGGCAUUGCUUAUCAUUUUUUCUAGGGUUUUUAGGGUUUCAGUUUUUUUCCUCUAGGUCAAAAUGUACGCUGUAUCGCAGCCCCAGCUUCAGCAGCAAGGAGUUGCAGGGGGGGCAGUUGGGACGGCAGAUCAGCAACUGCAAUUGAGAUUGAAGCAACAACAGCUCAUGCAGCAGGCCAUGCUUCAGCAACAGCAGGGGCUUUAUCAUCCUGGUCUUUUGCAACCCAUCUCUCAGAUUGAGCCAAUUCCAAGUGGAAAUCUGCCACCCGGGUUUGAUUCAAGUUCAUGCCGCAGUGUUUAUGUGGGUAACAUACAUGUGAAUGUCACAGAAAGUCUCCUGGCAGAGGUUUUUGGCAGUAUUGGUCCACUUGAAGGAUGCAAGCUCAUCAGAAAGGAUAAGUCAUCUUACGGGUUUGUAGACUACUUUGAUCAUAGAUCAGCUGCAAAUUCCAUUUUAAGCCUUAAUGGAAGGCACAUAUUUGGUCAGCCAAUUAAGGUCAACUGGGCCUAUGCAAGUGGGCAAAGAGAAGACACGUCAGGUCAUUACAGCAUUUUUGUUGGGGAUCUCAGUUCAGAGGUUACAGAUGCUACACUUUUUGCUGCCUUCUCUAUAUACCCAAGUUGUUCAGAUGCUAGGGUCAUGUGGGAUCAAAAGUCUGGAAGAUCAAGGGGAUUUGGUUUUGUUUCCUUCAGAAAUCAGCAGGAUGCUGAUAAUGCAAUUAAUCAGAUGACUGGAAAAUCCCUUGGCAGUCGGCAGAUUCGUUGUAAUUGGGCCACCAAAUCAACCUCUGGAAACCCGGGGGAUGACAAACAGAACACUGAAGCACCAUUUGCUUCAAAUUCUGCAAUCACUGUUUCUGCUAAUUCUGGUGAUGCACAAGCCCCAGCAGCUGCUCAGCCAAAAAGUGUCACUCAAGCCUCUGGACCUGAAAACAAUCCUCAAUUUACCACAGUUUACAUUGGCAACCUUUCCAGUGAUGUCACCCAAUCUGAACUACAUAGGCAGUUCCUUGCAUUGGGUGUGGGUAUUAUAGAGGAUGUUCGCAUUCAAAGAGAAAAAGGUUUUGGAUUUGUGCGGUAUCGUACUCAUGAAGAAGCUGCUUUGGCUAUUCAGCUGGGUAAUGGAAAAAUUAUCUGCGGAAAAUCAAUCAAGUGUUCUUGGGGUAGCAAACCCACUCCUCCAGGAGCCACAUCCAGUCUUCCUUCUGCAUCAAUACCUUUUCAAGGUGUGGUUGCUCCAGGGCUCAAUCAAACCUAUACAGCUGCUGAUCUUCUUGCUUACAGGCAAUUGAACAUGAGUCAGGCAGGAGCAGGGCAGCCUUUAUUGCCACUCUCGGCUCAGCAAGGAAUGGGACUGGGUCUGGGACAUGGGCCUAUGGGAAUGGUCGGUGCUGCAAGCAAUCAAAGCAUUUAUGAUAACUUCCAAGCUGGAGCUGGAGUACCAGCUGCAGCUGCGGCUGCUGCCGCAGCUGCCAUGAGGCAACAACUUAUGUAUUAUCAGUAAUGUUGUCUAAGUGUGUAUUUUUGAAAUACCUGCCCCCUCAAUAGGUUUUGCAGUCUCUACUAGUUUGAUUUCCUAAUGAUGGUUUUUAUAGCGAGAAGUAGCAAACUAGAGUAUAUGUUUUGUAACUGAUGUACACAUUUUAAUUCUGAAUUACUUUUAAUAUUGUUAUUUGAAUUUGAAACUCUUUAUGCAAUUGAAAAUUUAGAGGAA